Eufriesea mexicana is the source of this 877-nucleotide messenger RNA. RefSeq names its product cysteine dioxygenase type 1. The record is from RefSeq and is a predicted model, not a curated record. Gene Ontology annotation, biological process: L-cysteine catabolic process. Bases 174 to 866 code for a protein of 230 amino acids. Gene Ontology annotation, molecular function: cysteine dioxygenase activity; ferrous iron binding. Lineage: Eukaryota; Metazoa; Arthropoda; Insecta; Hymenoptera; Apidae. The transcript is spliced from 5 exons.
UAGACCGACAACGUGUUCUUUCUACGCUAAGCAACUCCUUCCUUUUUCUUACAAAUCGGUUCAAGUAUAUCUCAUUGUUCCCUCAUUCUACGUAGUUUACUUCUAUAAUAUUUCUUUGUCAAUAAAUAUCGAAUACAAGUGAGAGGAAAAACAGUGAUUACUCGAAAAAGGAAAUGCAAGUGAACAGUGAAAACAAUCCUGCAUUGCUCCGUGUUCCCCAUGGCAAGCUACUGAACGAGAAGAAUGCACGUCAAGGAAAGGUUUCUCUAACUCUGCGUGAACUUAUAGAUGCCUUGCAUGAAUCUUUCAAAACUGACCAUGUGAAUAUAGACGAUGUUCAAGAUCUUAUGGCCUCGUACAAGAGCAACCCUUUGGAAUGGAAAAAAUACGCGAAGUUUGACAGAUACAGGUAUACAAGGAAUUUAGUCGACGAAGGAAAUGGAAGGUUUAACCUAAUGGUUCUAUGUUGGGGAGAAGGUCAUGGUUCAGCUAUACAUGAUCAUGCGAAUGCACAUUGUGUAAUGAAAGUUCUCCAAGGUGAACUUUGUGAGACACGAUAUAAAUGGCCUAAGGAGUGCAAUAAUGAAACAGAAGAACCAGAAGAACUAAAAGAGUUGGAAAGAAAUACCCUUGGCCUCAAUGAAAUAUGUUACAUCAAUGAUUCUUUAGGGCUCCAUAGAGUUGAAAAUCCGAGUACCGUAAAUCCUGCUGUUUCGUUACAUUUGUAUUCGCCGCCAUUUUCUUCCUGUUCCGUCUUUAAUAAGCAAACUGGGCAAAGGAUCUCGUGUAAAGUCACAUUUUGGUCGAAAUAUGGCGAGAAACGAAACCGGGAUAUUCAAGAUGCUAGGUCUCCUGAGGAUAAUUAAUAUAUUAAAAU